AUGAUCCAUCUACAAGGUCCCUCCGAGCCGUUGCUCAUCGUUCGACCAACACCGAAUAAGGGCACGACGAUUCAUGAGGACGUCGAGAUGAAGCUGGAGACCGACGAGGAAGAGGUGCCGCACGUCUCGCGUCCGACGCCAAAAUACGCGGACGGGCGGCGCAUUUCGGCACCGGCCGUACUCGCACACAGUCUCCUCAACGUGCCGACGUCGUGCUCGGUGCAAAUCACCAUCCUUCAGCAGCUUCUCGACAAACACACGACGCUGAAUCUCGACGCGACGAGCAGUCCCGACUCGGGAUUGGGCGGCGAUUCGACACCGGAGACGUCGCCGUCGUCGUCGUCGACGUCGUCGUCGACGACGUCAUCGUCGGCAACUCGACACGCGUUCGCACCGCCGCCGCCGCGCGCGGCAUCGACGAACGAGAUGACGUGGCAUUCGGGCGCCGCGACGAACACCACGAUUUCGCCAUUCAUCUGGCCUUGGUUGAACGCUCAGUCGACGAACACGUCGCCACCCUGGCUUCAACAGGCGCUUCUGUGCCCGACGACGUCAAACUCGCAAUUCCUAUCAGCCGCCAAUGCGCCAAUCAUCGCACCGACACCCACUCAGCAGAAUCUGCUGACGACUGCGCCGCUUUUGACAAACUUCACCACCGCCGCCGCACCAUCGUGUGGCGAUUUGCUCACCACGUGCACACCAACGGCGAUUCCGUCGUAUUUGUUGGAGACGCGCCGCUUCUCCGAGCCGUUCGCUUCAUCGGCGACGAGCGCCUCGAAGAAGAAGAGCCGCGAUGGGCAGGUCACCUAUCUUUGGGAAUUUCUGUUGCGCCUACUUCAGGACAAAAAUUAUUGCCCGAAAUUCAUCAAAUGGAUCGAUCAGACAAAGGGCGUCUUCAAACUUGUCGACUCGAAAGCCGUGUCGAAACUUUGGGGAAUGCAUAAGAACAAGCCGAGCAUGAACUACGAGACGAUGGGUCGCGCACUACGCUAUUAUUAUCAGCGCGGAAUUCUGCAAAAGGUCGAUGGGCAGAGAUUAGUUUAUCAGUUCGUUCAGCUACCAAAUGAGGGAUCAAGUGAAUGCGAUUCAUGCGAGAGUUCGCCACCUCGCGAGAGCCCGAUAUCCCCAAAAUGA
This is a messenger RNA of Caenorhabditis bovis, 1134 nucleotides long. The record is from the annotation of a GenBank genome assembly. NCBI's taxonomy places the organism in Eukaryota, Metazoa, Nematoda, Chromadorea, Rhabditida, Rhabditidae.